UGUUUUCUCAGGUACCAGCUCUUCACCACUUGAGUGAUUUACAAAAUUUCAGAUCAUAUCUUUGCUGAUCAUAUGAGAAGUAGACAUGGAGACAUUUUUGUCCGUGAUUCUGAGUGAUCUUGCCAGUAGAUCCAUAUCUUUGCUGAUCAACAAGUGCUCAAAGCCAACAUUACCAUCCGUGGAGGAGAGACUGCAACGACUGCUGCUCCGGGUUCGUAUCAUUGUGGAGGAGGCAGAGGGACGGCUUAUCACAAACCAAGCCAUGCUGCAGCAACUGAACAUGCUAAGGAAGGAGAUGUACAGAGGGUAUUACACCCUCGGCAACUUCAUAUGCCAUGGCCAUGAAGAAGACAAUGCCAAAGAUCAUGAGGUGAGUAACUAUUUUAAACCAUCCAAGUUAAAUCCUGCCAAGCGCAUCCGAUACUUGUGGGAUGGUGGCCAGACCUUGCAAGAUCAGCUGCAGCAAGUUCUUGGCAGACUACAAGUCACCCUCGAAGAUAUGCGCGAGUUUGUCAUAUUCUUGAACUUUUGUCCUCGUUUGUGCCGGCAGCCAUAUAGCAUGCACUUGCUUAUAGACAAGUGUUUGUUCGGUCGCCAAAUGGAGAUGGAGCACAUCAUGAACUUCCUGCUCAAAGAGGAUACUCCCGGUGCUGAAAAUCCAGGUGUCCUACCGAUCAUUGGCCCCGGGAAAGUUGGGAAGACCACCCUGAUUGCGCAUGCUUGUGAUGAUGAAAGGGUCCGUAAUCACUUCUCUCAAAUUGUGUGUUUCAGUGAGGAUGAUCUUGAAGAUGCAAGCAUGGAGACUCUUAGAGAUUCUGGUGUAAUCAAGCAUCAAAACAAUGCCACUGGUGGCAAAAUGAUAUUAAUCAUCAUCGAACUAACCAGAGACAUCGAUGAGGGUGUGUGGAGAAGGUUGUACUCAGUUUGCAAAUGUUGUGUUGCAAAUGGCAGUAAAAUUAUAGUCUCAAGCCGAUCUAAUAAGAUUGCGUGCUUUGGAACGACACAAGCUCUUCGAGUAAAGUUCUUUACUCAAGAAGCUUACUGGUACUUCUUCAAACUGCGCGCGUUUGGAAGCAUGGAUGCAGAGGAGCACCCAAAGCUGGAAUCAAUAGCGAUGGAGAUAGCAAGGGAAUGGAAUGGGUGCUUCAUGUCUUCAGGCAUCUACAAUGAACUUCUAAAAGCAAAUUUCAACACUCGGUUUUGGAGCACGGUUCUAACAAGAAUCAGAGAAUUCAGGAAGUUGAAUAUCUCACUCUAUGCAAAUUUUGAUGGUCCUUGGGAGGUGGUUGAAUCGGCAUAUGUUAGGAGGGUAAACGGAAUUUCCUCUGAAUAUAUUCUGAUUCUUCAUGAUUAUCAGACAUGUUCUGUUCCAAACAUGCUCCAUCGUUGUACAAACUCUGCUCAGAGUGAAGUUGAAGUUCCCCAGUUGAGUUUCGAAGAUUUUCAAUUUGGAAAUGUUAGGCCUCAAGGAAAAUUCAAGGUUCUCGGCUGGAGAUCUCACCUUCCACCUUACCACGACUACAUGUUCAGCUGUGAGGUACUGAAGUCGCAGCAUAUAGUUGCAAGAAAUAAGCGACCUCGGGAACUUUGCGGACGCGACUUCGGAUUGGGUGCCUGAUUUUUUAGCUAAAAAUCGGGCACCCGCCUCAUCCUCCGUCACUCUGUCAGCUAGCUGCUACAGAGACAUGGUGUAGCUGCAGCCUGUAAAGCCUACUAGAAAUUAACCAAGUCACUACUAGUACAUGCAUGCGUUUAGUAAAAAAGAAAAUAUGGUUAGUUGAGUUGGUAUAAGUUUUUUUUAGUAAUAUUUGAACUAUCCUUUUCUCUUAAAUAACUUCUUCAAUCUACAA
Oryza sativa Japonica Group (Japanese rice) is the source of this 1850-nucleotide messenger RNA. NCBI's taxonomy places the organism in Eukaryota, Viridiplantae, Streptophyta, Magnoliopsida, Poales, Poaceae. The record is from RefSeq and is a predicted model, not a curated record.